GAAAUGGAAAAUAAGAAUUUGUUGUUGAGUAUUACGCAUUAUAUUGAAAACUUUAUUAUACAAUUUGGAUAUAUUUCAAGGAAUUAAAUUUACUAUCCUGUAAAAAAUCUCACUGCAAAUAUGUGCGCAUAUAGAAGAGGAAAUCGGGGCCGUGGGAAUAGUUAUGAUUCAGGCGGAUCUUCUCGUUUUUCCGAGCACGAUGAUAGAUCUCGUGUUGAAACUCAUCACCAAUCAGAUCGUUCCACUUCAAGGGGGGGUUACCGUGGUAACAGACGAGGCUCCAGGGGUCAGGGUAAUUACAGGGGUAAUAGGGGGAGACGGCACGGUAAUCGACCACCGCGUUCGCAUUACAGUUCAGGUCGAGGCUCGAAGUUUCGCAGCGAUAGAGCUCCCUCUGGUGGCCAGGGUGACAAUGGUAACUUUGAACAAGACGACGACGGAGACGUCAACAUGGAAGGAACCGAAACCAGAAGAUUCAAACCAUAUGCUCGUCCAAGUAAAAAUUACGACCGUAAACCACGCCAUAAUAACAACAACAACCAACAAAGUAGAAGAGAACCAACCAAAAACUGGUACCAAAUAACCAUUCUUAAAGGAAGUACCCUAGAUGAAGAAUGGUUAAAACAAGAAAUUCAAACUUUGGCGAUGGUUCAAUUUCACCCAGUUCAGUAUCACUUGGAUGGCAAUCAUUCGUGUUUUUUCGUCGAUGAUCACGUAACAGCGGGUACUAUCAGAGAUUGUAGCCGAAAGAUAACGUCACCAGAUGGUGAAAAGGUUGCGAUUCUAAUGAGGCCGUACAACCAGUCACCAAUCACUAACGACAAAAUAUCUAAAAUUCAGGAAGUUCUGGCUUCCAAAUACAAGUCUGACACCCAUCAUCUUGAUGCGUCCGCUCUCUUCAGUGAUGAAGUUUUACGUGGCGAGAAGAUUUUUCUUAAAGUAAACACAAGCGCUCACAUGCAUAUCAUUACGAGGAUAAUUGCUCAAAAUAUUUCAACGUUAAAGUCACUGGAUAUUUCCAACAAUCGUUUAUUCUCGUUCGAUGGAUUGAAACACCUCAUACCAUUCACCCCUUUCCUACAAGAACUGAAUCUUGCCAAGAACUCUUUAAAAUCGAUAAAAGAGCUUGAGAAGAUCUCGUCUUGGGAUCUCAUCAAGUUAACCUUAGAUGGUAACCCUCUUUGUAGUCAAUAUACUUCACAAACCGAAUACAUCAGUGAUGUAAGAGAAUGGUUUCCUAAUCUAACUUCACUGGAUGGCCACGACUUACCUGCCCCAGUAAAGUUUGAUGUUGAAAAAGUUGAACUUCCAACUUCUGUCCUUGAUUUUGUGCAAACUCCAAACGGAGCCGACACCAUUAAGAUGUUCGUUGCAGAAUAUUUUAAAUGUUACGACCAGUCACGAGCAAUGCUUGCAGCAGCUUAUCACGAAAACUGUCUCUUCACAAUAUCGAUACCACCUUCUGCCAGAGGACCUCCGUUAAGCAAAUACUUCAAACAUAGUCGGAAUUUGAAACAAAUCAAAAAUAUGAGUCAAAAGAUUUCCACAAUAUCUCAGUGUCAAGCAGAUGUGUUGGCGAAGUUACAACUCCUACCUAAAUCUGAACACGAUUUCUCGUCAUUUCAUUUGGACAUUCUUCUUGUUACUUCUGAGGUUACAAACUUUAUUGUGAGAGGAAUUUACAAAGAGGUUGAAGCGAAUGGAUUACUUCGAGCUUUUUCAAGAAGUUUUGUUUGUCAAGUUACUGGGAAUGCGUUAAAGAUAAUCAAUGAACAAUUCUUUGUUCGAAAUCCAACCCCUCAAGAAAUCAAAGAUUUAAAAGCAACGACAACCAAGAACAAGAUACCCAGCGCACCAGCUGCCACCAAUGCACCAUCUCAAGAUGAUAUGAUCGCUUCAUUUUCACGGGAGUCCGGUAUGAAUGUCGGAUACUCCAGACAGUGUUUGGAAGAGAAUGGAUGGAAUUAUGAGAAAGCUGGACAAACUUUCCUGGAGUUAAAUGGCAAAGGUGCAAUUCCUGCUGAAGCUUUUGUCAAAUAGAUAUCAACACAUUGUGCCUUAAGUCAGCAUAAAUGCACAGAAGAGUAAAUUGGUACAUGGAAGACUAAAAACAUUUGAAAAAAUACUAUAAUUUUCGAAAAUUCUACGUUAUCAUGCUUUAAAAAAUCUGCAAAAAAUUGUUUUUUUCGUUUGUUUUGUAAACUGUUGUGUUUUAACAUGGACUUUUUAACUUUUACUUAAAAGCACAGGAAAUUUUGGUGGCAACAAAAUGCCAGGCGUGUAACAGGUUCAAUUUUUCCUGUUCUUUGCUAAAAUAUUCAGUGGUUUUAGGGGGAGUUUGUUUUGGGAAACUAUCGAGACAACUUUUGCAUAAGUUUAAAUUGGAAUUUCUGGAAAAAUUUAUAUUGACAACGCCAAAAACUUGUAUUACUGCUAUAUUGAACAAGCGACAAUUUCUAUUUAAACUUUUACCAGCAAAUGCUACUUGAAACUUUUCUGUCUCUUUUGGAAUGUAUAAAAGAAGAAUUCAACCAUUUUAUUUUCAUGAAGAAUUUGAUGAUACAUUUGUAAAAGACAACUGGAUCACUUUCAAUCUGUCUUAUUGUUUUUAUUACUGAAGAAGAAGAAAAAAACUACUAUAUUUUGCACAACUAACUCAGAAAAAAAAUCGCAUUUCAAAAAAAUACAUUCUACAACAUGCUGUACAAAUGUUUUAUUUCAUCAUAAACCUUUGCAUUAGUUGUCUUACCAAAUUAGUAGGUUUAGUUGUUUUACCACUGAAUAUUUAAUGUACCCGUUCCAAAUUUCAAUCGGUUGUAAUUUUCUGUAGCGUGAUGUAAUUUGUGGAGUUUUCAUGGCUUUGAAAGGUCGAGUUUGAAUUGGCAAUUUAUUCAAGAUUUUGUGUAGAAAAUACAAAAAAAACUUUGUAAU
Messenger RNA from Ciona intestinalis (vase tunicate), 2931 nucleotides. NCBI's taxonomy places the organism in Eukaryota, Metazoa, Chordata, Ascidiacea, Phlebobranchia, Cionidae. The record is from RefSeq and is a predicted model, not a curated record.